Molecule: messenger RNA, 1506 nt
Organism: Mesorhabditis belari
Lineage: Eukaryota; Metazoa; Nematoda; Chromadorea; Rhabditida; Rhabditidae
Source: the annotation of a GenBank genome assembly
AUGCAAGAAAUUCUAUUUCUAUUGUUAUUUGUUCAAGUCGCUCACUCCUUUUCUGCCUCUGAUUUAUUGGGAGGAGUGGAAAAAGUGAGUCGAUCUAUCAAUAUUCCUGCAAAUAUUGUAUCGCUUUUGAGACUUGGAAACGAUGGAUGCACAGAAAACACCGGCUUCAAUUCGUCUUUUACCGGAGAGAUUCUCCAUCUCGCCGGUGAAUUCAGUGACAAUAAAACGGAAAACCAUCUAUUGAAGCUCAACUUUGAGUCGGAAAAUGGACUGACACCACUUUCCAUCACCUCUAGAAUGCACAGUUUUUGGAAAAAUCAAGUGUCCUUAGCGGCUAUCUAUGAAGUAAAAUUCCUUAAUGGAAUCGUGAUGAACGACACGUUGCCCAGUCCGCUAAAAGAGUCGAACCAAUUUGAUAUUCGGAUUCGUUUUCUCGAGAAACAAAUCCAGAUCUUCUUCAAUCAAGGCGAAGUUGGGACCUACCCCAAGCCGGACUCGCUUGCAAAGAUCAAAAAGAUUACAUUCUGCAGCAAGUACACAAAGGAAUUGAAGCUUUUCAGAUUUGAAGGGCAAACUUUCACAAACCCUUUCACUGGAGAUUUCAACUUUGGAGUGGGUAAUCGCUUGGAAAUCUCCGGAUUGCCGGUUCCAAAUGUAUUCGAUGAAGCUAAAAUGCAAAAGCUCCUAAUUGAGAACGAGAAAUUUGAGGACACUCGGCUAGAAAGAAAGAAUAAGAACCCUGAUGUGAAAAUCGAUCUCGAGGACUUUUUAAAGGACUUGAAGAAUGGACGAGUGAAAAGGCAGGCUGUUAGACAAGCCAGAUCUCCCGGAGACGUUCUUGACAUUUUCAAGAAACCGAUAAAAUGGUAUGGUCAUCCCGAGGGCAGAAAGGAGUUUGAUUCAUUUCUCGGCGACUCCUUGCUGCUCAAUCUUGAUUAUCAAGGGUUUGUACCAUUUGAGCACAAUUUUCUCUUCGAUACUGCGGGUUAUCUCGUCGGAGGGAUGCUUCCAUCUACCAGUUACCGAUACAAAGGCGAGACAAAAACGCACUCGAGUUGCUACAAAUGUCGAUGGUAUUGUGAAUCAUGCUGUGAAUCGUGUGAUUACUUCCAUCAGCAAUCGAGAGGAGAGUCAACAAGAAAACAGUUCAUGGAGGACAUUAAGAGUGUAGAUAGGAAUAAACCGCUAAGUGAGCGAUUCGAUGUGACCUUUCUUUCAAAAGAAAACGAAAAGGUUUUCCAGCUUACCAUUCAAUUUUACAACAAAACAAUCAUCCGGACAAGCUACAACAAUGGAGUAACAGAAAAAGUUGAAAAAGAUGGAGAGUUUCCGAUUCGGCGAUGGAAAAUCUUUGAUCUGUCUGUUCUCAACUCCGAAGACAAAUUGUGGAUCUUCUUCAAUGGAAAGCUUUUUAAUAGCUUCAAACAUGGAUCACAAACAAAAGAUAAAAUUACCAAGAUUCGAAUUGAUGGUGAUUUGGAAAUUCAUCAAGUGUCGAUGACAAAG